Messenger RNA from Schistosoma rodhaini, 3046 nucleotides. Lineage: Eukaryota; Metazoa; Platyhelminthes; Trematoda; Strigeidida; Schistosomatidae. The record is from the annotation of a GenBank genome assembly.
AUGGGUGAUGAUAAAUUGGAUCCACCUAAAGAUUGUAAUAUUUCACAAGAUUGCACUGGACAGCUGGGACCAUUUUGCAGUAGUUUUGAAGAUAAUACUACCGAAUCGGAUUUAUUACAUACAUUCGAAUUACCGAUAUCACCCAGUCAAGAUUUAUUUGGUGAAACUACAACAUCAAGUUCCAAUAGAUAUUCUCCUCCUAUUGGUCGAACAACGGUAACUACUCCAUCCUGCUUUUGGAAAAACUGCGAAUCUUCUGUUCAUCAAGUUUGCGUUAAUACAGAUAGUGGAUUUUCUAGUUGGACUGGAGGUGGUGAUUCUAAAGCCAGAUCCCCAUCAAAUUUGAUUUCAUCUUACUGUGCCUUACCUCACUCAAUUUUUUCACCACUGAUAUCAUCCGAUCGUGAAAGUGUUUUUAUGCAGAAUCAAUCUGAUCAAGCUAAUUCGCCUUGGAGGCUGACACAUUUAAACGAAUCAGACAUAAGCUCUAGAAACUCUGUUACCAGCUCAGGUUCAUGUCUAAAUAAUUUACCUUGUGCUAGUGAACUUAAUGAAGAACUUUCAGAUAGAAUGUUCGUUACAAGUAUAAGUGAUAUGAUAAGAAAUUCUCCAACUUGGUCUACUCCAUGGACUUGUUCAAAUAAGUAUCCUCAUACAUACGAACCAUGUAAACCAGUAUCACAGAAUGCUGUAGAUAUGAUAGAUUCAUAUCCAGAAACUAUUCCUCUCUCUGAUUUAUCAUCAUUUUUCUCUCUUGGAUUGAAUUCAGAAGUUAAAAAUGAAUGCAAUGAUUCAAACAGUUUACAGUCUCCCGAUGACAUUAAUGAUAAAAUUUAUAAGACAGAAAAUUUUAGUAAUUUCUACUCAAAGGCAUCAAAUUCUGUUUGUACACAUGAGAGGAAUCUUUCUACUCAUUUAUUUCGCCCGAUUCCUACUCACGAAGAAAGCAAACUUCAUGGGGAUUUGUUUAAUUCUUCAACUUCAUCUUCUUUGGUAAAUACACAUCCUAAUCGACGCAUUGCUGUGCAUCCCAUUAGAAACACUGAUAUAAAUUCCAAUGCUUCUAUUUCACGGCAAUCACAACAUACAAACUGUCGUCCUAGAACUAUAUCUUAUACUGCUUACUUAGACUCAUCAAUUAGGAAACCACAAAUUAACAGGCCAGGUUCUGCACCAUUACAACGUGAAAAUUUAUUUAUUCCAGAAGAAGAUUCCGAUUCAAGAGAAAAUAAUGAGCGUUCAGAAGAAAUGAAGGACUGUCACCUUGUGCCUAAACGCCGUAUUAAGAAAUCAACAUCCAAAAUGUCUACACGUAGAUUUUCACAAAACUACCAGUCUAACUCGUGUGGUCAUUACGAUACCAACAUAAACAAGAAUAAUUUUGAGGAUGCAAGCAUCCUUGAGAGUGCCGAUUUUACAAACGUGGGACAUCAUAGUCAACAUACGAAUUGUAUUUAUAACAGGGCAACAAACGUAGCUGACCAACAACUAUAUCCAAGAAUGAAUUUAGAUAGUAACAUUUCGCAUAUAUCUGCUGAGCGUUGCCUUACAAAUUUACCAUUAUGUCCAGAUUAUCGAUCAGUUCAAUAUGAUGUAAGCCGUUCGAACGCACAUGCAAUAAGUUAUUCACCGAAUUAUACUGUCGCUCCUCUCUGUUCCGUCAUUUCAUUGCCAACUUCUCCCAUGAUGAAUACCAUGCCAACAACCACAAAUAAUUUGAAUGAAUGGAAUAAUCACAAUAAUAAUAUACCAGUAUUACGAUCAACGCCUAUGCCUGAUGUUGUACCCCGGUUCGGGUUACAUAUGAAUAAUAAUAAUGCCAAUACAAUUACAUCAAAUGUCACUUCAUUUCAUCAUUCUAUCUUAUUACAACCAAGAUGUUCAUCUGUUCCACUUAUACAGUCAACAUCGUCACCAACAAGUUCAAGUUUAAAUCCAAAUUAUUCUCACUGUCAAUAUCGUCGGCAUCAACAACCUUCAGAUCAUCAUCAUUACUGUGAUCAUUGUAAUUUAUCAUCUGUACCACAAUCCAUUCACAACAGUGGAACAGACAUGAAUUUCUCGUCUACAUCGAUUAAUCAAAUACAACAUACAAGUUCACUAGCAAGACGUUUAGCUUGUGUUGCAGAUGAGUUAAUGAUAGAUUAUUCAAGAAGAAAUCGAUCAGGACGGUAUAAUUUGGCAUCCGGGAUCUUGUUUAAUUAUGGAAUUAGUACAGCUAAUUACAGUGUACAAGUAUUUUGGAGAUUUUCUUUGAAUCUAUAUUCAUUGUUUGCAUUUCCAGUCGAUUAUGCAUUACGAACUAUGCGAUUAAUUAUUAGCCAAUCACUGUCACCACAAAACACUACAAAUCCAUCAGAGAAUAUUGCUAAUCCGUCAUUAAACUCUUCAGAUCAAUGCACUAUUUAUUCCAGACAAAGUAAUAAUAAUAACAAUGAUAGUGGGGCUGUUGUUGGUAAUGAAUCUAGAUUUCCUCCACAUAAUCAUUAUGAUGUAAAUGAAUCUAAUCAAUCUGAUCUUAGGGAUUCAGCUUUGUCUCUCUUCUCUUCCUCUUUUUCUCCUACUAUCGAUAGUAUCAAUCAGACUGCAAGAGUUUGUCAAUUUAAUCCCUCUACUCAAUUGUCAACAUUGUCAUCGUCUAAUACAUAUCCUCACCAUCAUAAUUAUUAUUACCAUCAUCAUCAGUCUUCAACAUCUCAAAUGCUUCUACUUCACUCUACUGGUGAACAAAGUCUUAGUUCUUCAGCGGCAAGAACAAUUGAAGCUGGUCAUUCUUCUAACUAUAUGGUGGAAAUUAGCACAUCGGAUUCGGAUAGUAAUUAAAAUAUCUUGUAAUGAUAAUAUUUUAAACUUAACCAUUCGUCUAAUCCAAUAAACAAACAAACGAUCUUUUCAAUAAACGCAAUACUAAAUUAAAACACCAACCAUUAAUUUGUCCUGAAUAUAAUAUAUAGAUUUCAAAACUGAGGAAAAAUUUGUGUUUUUUGUUCGUUUUUAACUGUAUGCUUAAUAUUGAUAAGUUUAAGACGAAAAAAAUGCAAAUCCU